Messenger RNA from Ostertagia ostertagi, 597 nucleotides. Lineage: Eukaryota; Metazoa; Nematoda; Chromadorea; Rhabditida; Trichostrongylidae. The record is from the annotation of a GenBank genome assembly.
ACGCCACGAUCCAACUAUGAAGAGAUCGCAACACAAUGCGACAGAACAGCCGUUUUCCACGCGUUUGGUGCCUAUCUGCUACGCGGUCACACCCUCUUCACAUUGCUUUUCCUGUCAGCUUCGAUCAUGAUUUUUACAAUUACUGUAGCCUACCACUGCCGCAUUCGCAGACAACAUGACUUCAUUCACAGCGGAUUACGAGAUCAGUCUCCUCAUCGACGUCGCGAAAAACUUUUCCACACGUUGAUUUUCUCAAUCGCGACGUUCUUCGUGUCGGUCUUGGGUCAGACCUACAUAGAAAUCGCUGUAUUCUGGGUAGAUGAUCGAGAAGAAGUGGCUCAUCUUUCGAAGUGGUACCAUAUUGCGCGUAUAGCCGCAUUUGUGGACCCAGUUCUGAAUCCGCUGAUCGUGGUCGCUCGAACUCCGGCUCUCAGGAGACAGCUUCGAGCUCAAUGGACAUCGCUGCGAUCGCACGCCUCUUCACGAACAACAAAGUCUCGUCGAAGUGGCAGCGACAGACCUUCACUUCGCCGUAAUAAUUCGCAACGAAAUCGAUGUGACGUCGAAGUGAAGCUGAUCAAGCCGGAUCGACCGGUG